Molecule: messenger RNA, 6184 nt
Organism: Anthonomus grandis grandis
Lineage: Eukaryota; Metazoa; Arthropoda; Insecta; Coleoptera; Curculionidae
Exons: 4
Coding region: 126-2288 (720 amino acids)
Source: RefSeq, a predicted model, not a curated record
GCGUGGUAUGCGUAACUUGAAUUUGAAAUGUUUGUUGUGUUGUGUUUAUUAUUUGAUUUAACACCCCUAUAGGCCCUAUAUUUAUUUGCUUUAUGAAACUAUAAAAGCUUGUGAAGCUUAAAAACAUGAAUAAGCUGAAGGGCAAGUUUGGUGCUUCCACCAAGCCAUCCCCAAUUGAUGAAAAAAGCAGCGAAACCUCAGACACUAUAGGUAAUUUCAGAACUGCAGUGAUAAGAAACAUGAUUGCUCAGGAACAAGUUGAAGGCCUUAUUCACCCAGUAACAUAUGAGCAAAAAAUACAAUCCAGAUUUAUAGACCGUCAUGUGCAGCUCAAAAGUGGCAAAACAGAGGCUGACUAUUCUUUAGAAGAUCUUGCCUUUGCCCUGUCAAUGUACAGGAAUUGUGGACAUUUGCCUCCAUUGUGGACAAGUUUCUUGGUUGUACCAUCGAAACCUGUUAUGGCAAGCUUACUAAUGCAGUUGAUUUCCUCAAAUCCUGGAUUUGAUGAUGUAUGUUUUGAAGUUAUUAAGGCAGAGGCCAAGCAACUUAAGGAUGAUGACAAACUUUGUAUGUUGCUCUUUGAUGAAAUUGUUAUUUGCCCUACUUUGUGUAGGAAAGAGGGACAAUAUAGCAUUUUAGGGUUUGAAGAUUUUGGGUAUAGAAGGGGUGGAGAUAUUGCCACUCAUGCACAGGUGUUUAUGUUAACAAACCUAAAAAGGAAGUGGACCCAUCCGGUAUUUUACAGUUUUUCCCAUGGCCCUAUCAAGCCUGCAGAUAUUAUAAAAAUAUUAGAAUUAAUUCUUGGAAGAUGUUCUAGUACUACAUUAAAAAUAAUUUCGAUUAUAUGUAAGCACAAACCAAAUAAUAUUGAAGCGAUUAAAACAUUAUUAAGGACAACUAAAGAGGCUCGCAUUAGAACGGGAAUUGACGAUAGAGCAGAUAGUACUAUUGACUUUGAUGGACAAGAAAUAGUUCCCCUCUAUGACGUAAAGCAAUUAUUUACUGGAAUAAGGAAUAAUUUCUUGAGCAGCAAUAUUCAUUUUGUGGAUCAAAAUGUGGAAAAAAUAGCCAAGUGGGAACAUAUUAAGGAAAUGUAUGAGAUGCCUGGGAUUAAACUUUCUCAAAAGUUGACAGAUAAGCAUAUUUAUCCUGACAAGAUCAAUAAAAAUGAUGUGCUUACGAGCUUGCAAGUUUUUAGCCAGAGAGUAGCUACUAAUAUAUUAAUUCCUGCAAAAAUGGCUGCUUUACAAAAAAGACCACCACCUGAUUCACUACAAACAUCCCAUCUGUUGUUUUUUUUGGAUCAGCUUUAUGACAGUUUAAACGGAUGCGAUUCUGAACCCGACGAGUCAAAGCCACUGAGAUCAACCGCAACUGCUAAAUCUCCUCAUCUUCAGUUUUGGGAAGAUGCGGUAGUAAAACUUGAAACAUUUAAAUUCAAAAAACAGGGAGCGUCUUUCAAAUCAUCUGCUCUAAAAUGUUUGAUCCUGACCACAAAGAAUUUUAUAUACCUUUUUAAAAAACUGCAAGAUCAAAAUAUGAAUGCUUUCAAUCAGCAAAAGUUAAGCUUAGAAAAGCUGGAGAAGUUUAUGAAUAACGUUACAAAUAAAAGAAUUUCAACGGUAGAACGGUUUCAAAGGCAUUAUCAUUUUAACAAGAUUCGUAGUUUUUUGGGAGGAAAUCCUGUCUCUAAAAGGUAUAACAACAGUAACCAGAAUAAUUCUGAAGUAUUCGAAAUUCUACAAAAAAUACUGUUAUCGCAACUUAAUGAAGACUUAAAGGUAGAAAAGUUCUCUAAAAUACCGGCAUUGGAAUUAUUUGGAAUUCAAGAUUAUCCCUUAGAUCGUAAGCUGAUAUCGGUUUUACGAUACUUUAUCUCUAAGACCUGCACGGAUCAAUGCAAAAAAGUAAUUUAUGAAAGAAGUUUUAAAAUGAUCAAGGAUCCAAAAGACAACCGCUCUAUCAAAACUUUGCUGGUAAACUUACAAUUCAGCGAUCAGAUUAGGAACGCGUGUACUUUAAUUAAGUUUAUGUUGGGUAAAGAUCUGCAUAAAAGGCGAGUGUUGAAUCAUGUUAUGAAUUAUGUGUCCAACGAAAUUCAGUUUACGUAUUGCGAACACUCUGAAAAAAUUACGAAGUUAAUCGUAAAUCAUUUGAUAAAAAUUAAUACUGAAAAAUAUAUAGACCAAAUAAAUGAAGUUUUAAAAGGUAAAUAUUUCAAGCAUUGGCCUAGUAACUCGUCCACUUACUUAAAAAAAGCCGAUAAACUGGGUAAAAAAAGUCGUUAGUUCUAUUUAAUUAAUUGAUAUAUAUGUCGUAAGUAAUCGGCAUAAGACGCAAAGUCAUUACACGUACUGCCGGCAAACGCCGUAAUAGAAAUAUUAUUACCUUGUUUGAUUAAAAUACUGACCUACCCUGUGUGUUUUAGGCUAACGCUGUAUAGCUGCCGUCAACAGUAAUCAACUAUAAUUGUCCGAAUGACAACGGUCUACGGUUGUAUGUUCAGUCAUUUAUUAUUGCAAAUAUAUCAAUUCUUAAGAAUACAGUCAGAAUUAUUAGUUCUAGACCGAUGAAAAUUGACAAAGUUGCAUUUUUAAUUCAUGCUAUAAUAUGUACGGAUAAAAAUAGAACUUAAACUUGUCAUAUAUUUUCUUUGUUUGGAUUAAAGUUAUAUGUGUUUUCUAAAUUUAAUAUCUAGUUAAGAAAUGUAGAGGAAAGGCGGGCAAAAUGGGGUAGUUUGUCUCCAAAUAAAGAUAACUUUAGUAUUAAUUGACACAGAAACUUUAAUUAACGAAAAAAUAAUUUCUACAUAUCAUGCCUAAGUUAUAAGAGCUUUAAAUAAAAUAAAAAAUAUACAAGUUCUUUGUUACAGUAACUUUAGCAAAACAAUGCUAAUUGCCCUGUUUUGCCCGCACGGUCGGGCAAAAUGGGAUUGGAUCUUACUUGCAUAACUCACAAACUAAAACGGCUUCGUCAUCUUCGUCUUCAAAUCCUGCGUAUGAGUUAUGGGCCCAGUCGUGACACAUUGAGCAUGCUAUCCAUCCUUCCGUUGACGAAGAGUACAUUUCUCCACAGUAGAGGCACUCCGCAUCACUGACUUCACUCUCCCUUGAGUCAUUAUUUUUCAGAAUAGUGGAGGCUUUAGUAAUUUUUUUCUUUUUUGGUGAUGGUGCAAGGUUUUUCUUCACAAGAGCUUUAGAAUUUUUAUUCUUUUUUUGCUCAGCUUCCUCUAGCUCGUUUUUGUAAGGCGAAGACGAUAAAAUAGCAGUCUUUCCUCUUUUACGAGAAACUCUUUUCUCAGUUUGUUUUAUUUUAGGUAUUGGAAUUAUACCCUCAGGACUAACAAUCUUAAAGCUUACCUCUGAAUCUUUUGAUGUACCUGGUUUGGAAAUAUCAAUUGGUUCUAGAGUUUUUUCUUUAAGUAAAUUAAUUUCCGAUAGUUACGUUUCAUUCAUACUUUCACUAUUAUUGUUUUUAGGUGGUAAGUUUUUAUUUUGUUUAAUAUUUGUUGUUUCGGAAGGCAAAAAGUCUGCAUCAGUGAAAACAUCUUUAUUAACUGGCCAAACUCCAGUUUUUAAAAAUCCAUUCAUGGCAGUAAGCGGUGUGGCUGCUCUGAGGUAAGCUACACAAAAUAAUUUAGUUAUUUGUUGUAAGGUAACUAACUACACGACCAGGAUUAGCUCUAAGCCAUUUGCGUACUUCUUCAGCGUAAUAGGUACUUAUUGGUUUCAUUAAAGCUACAUCUAGGGCUUGUAGCCGAUGGGUGCAAUGGGGAGGGUAGCAGAUCAAAAUAACUGUAUGUUCCCUGGCGUAAUUAAUAACUUCCAGGUUUUUUGUGUGAGAUGAAUGGUCCAUCCAAAAGAAGCAGAAUUGGUCGGUCUUUUGAGGGCUUGGCAAAUUCAACAAAUUUUUUGAACCAAGUAAAGAAUACAUUUUUAUCCAUCCACCCACUAUCAUUUAGCCCUACCCAACCGCCAGGAACAAUUCCAUCCAUGAAAGCUUGUUGCAUUUUUUUUUCUACCAAAUAUGAACAUGGGAGGCAUGUAUGCUCCUGAAGCCGAAAAGCAUAUUUCAACAGUGACGGCCUCACCCCUCUCCCCUGACGUCAAGGCUCCGACUUGUCUUUUCCCUUUAGUGGCAAUAAUUUUAGACAUUCCCUUUGGAUUAACUGACACUCUGGUUUCGUCCACAUUAUAGAUUUUAUAGGCUGUCAGUUGAUAUUUAUCUACAGUUUCGAUAAGUAAGUUGAAAAAAUUACCUACAGCCACUUUAUUAAACCCCAUUGCUCGAGCUUCAGAUAUUGCUUCUGGUGUUCUGAUUGAAAGUUCUGGGUGUCGACGCAAAAAACUCUGCAUCCAAUCCUUCCCAGCCAUGGCAAGUUCUUUAUUAAACGAAUGAUCAAGUUCAUUGAGCUCAGCUAAUUGAAAUGCUAAACGCCUGCAUUCAGUCAUCGUUAAUCCAAACAAUCUUUUUUCCAUGUGCAUUAAAUAAUUUGCAAGGUCCUGUUCCUGUUCAGAAGUGAAUAUUGCCUUAAAACGUCCCAAAGAUUUAGUAACAACAUACCCGGGAUUUUCCCUAGCUUUUUUAAUGUGGCGCUCUAAUGUAGAUUGAGGCACAUUAAAACUGGUAGAUGCUCUGUAGUACCCCAUUUUGCCAUUUAAUACUGCUAUUACAGCAUUCUGCAUACUGUCCGUGGACCAUUCGUGUCGGUCAGAAUGGCGGUUGUACUUAAACACCAUCUGAAAAUAAUAAUAAUUAUUAUUGUUUUAUAUUGGGCGGAUAAAAUAGGGUAGUACCCGAUUUUGCCCAAAUGCACAUUUUGAGGUUAGGUAUAUUUUUUCCCUGUUCGAUUAAAAAAUUACUAAACAUUUUUACACAGAAAUAUGCCUAAAUGUGUAUACUUUUCCAUAUAGAAUAACAGUUAAAUAUAAAUUACAAUUAUGGUUCACUUACCUUUUAUUAAAUUAUUGACGAAAAUAUACCUGCACCUCUAAAACAAACAGCGCUCGACCGACGGAUAUUCACGCAGCUUCUGAAGUGACAGCGCUUUUUGCCAUCGAUCGGGCAUGGUCUUAAACUAAGCUGUACGAACUUUCGGAUAGAUGGUGCUAGCUGUACUAAAAAUAAUCACGGCACCCGUUUUGCCCGCCUUUCCCCUAUUCUUAUUUUACUCUUAAAGAACGCUUUAAAUUAAUUUUAAAACGUUUCAAAAAUUACAACAAUAUAGCGGGCUGGGAAGGUCGGGAAGACUUUUCUCCAGAAUUGAAAAUGCCUUUUUUUGUCGAAGAGUUAUGCAUUUCGAUGAGUUCACUCAUCAUCAUCAGACUCUAACACUACAGCUGUAUGUAAACAUCACAGCUAUGUAGUGUUAGAGUCUGAUGAUGAUGAGUGAACUCAUCGAAAUGCAUAACUCUUGACAAAAGAUUUGCAUUUUCAUUUGUGGACAAAAAUCUUCCCAACUAGCUAUAUUAUAUCCACUCCACUUCAAGAAUGGCCUUCUACUCACAAAUUACAACAAUUAUCUCUAACUUAACACGUUUGGAUUGUAGUGUAGUAGCAAAUAUAUCAUUAAAUCGUUUAAAAAAAAUAUUGAUAAAUUAAAUUUUAAUACAAUCUCUGUUUUAUUAUUUAUGCUUUAGCUGUGUUAAAACUUAUUUAAUUCUUUUGUUUUUUUUUCGUGAGAGAUUUUUAGCUCCUUUCAACGUCCAUACAAUUAUCAGCAGUAUUCUAAUGAUUAUAUUUUUCUCAUUACAACCAGUGACAAGUCAUCCUUGUGGAUAUCCAUAUUUAUUAUAUAUUAGUGUGAAAACAAUAGUUAGAUACAUAUUUGAUAUGCUAUGCAUUAAAAUAUGUCAAAAACUGAAUUGAUUAAACGUAGAUCGUUCUUUCACUCCGAUGGUAUUUACCGAUGACAAUUUCUGAAAUGACUGAUAAUGUCAGUAAAACCAAGUAGAUAAUAAGGAUUGUAGAUACAGCGUUAACCAGCAGUUCAUCUAGUGACUUUUUCUGGGAAUAUACGACAUAUAAGCAUAGAUCUUUACUACCUCAUUCUUGCCCUAUGCAGAUCAAUCGGACAAGUUUGGUACCAAAAAUUAGUGAGAUAAUGCUAAGAUUAAAAGAUGUUUAUUUUUGUAAUUAUUACAAUAUUACGUUGUUAUAAUAUACUAAUAUUUGUACACCAAAA